This is a messenger RNA of Enhydra lutris kenyoni (northern sea otter), 879 nucleotides long. RefSeq names its product tetratricopeptide repeat domain 32. The record is from RefSeq and is a predicted model, not a curated record. The transcript has 3 exons. The coding region runs from base 305 to 751 and encodes 148 amino acids. Gene Ontology annotation, molecular function: protein binding. Lineage: Eukaryota; Metazoa; Chordata; Mammalia; Carnivora; Mustelidae.
UUUGGGCCCAUCAGUCCACUGCUAUUCUGGAAAAGGAAGCAGGCGGAACCCGCAGCAAUAACGGCGCCGCAUUUCAGAAGAGUCCGUCCAGGAUUUCCCCGGCCGCGCGAGUUCCCCGCCGGUGCCGUGAGCUUGAUCUCGCGAGAUGAUGGGUCCUCCGAAGGUACAAACUUCCCCCUUCGCUAAGCGCCGAGGUUUUGCGGUCAAAUUAAAUUCCGGAGUGCGGAAGUGACUCUGUGGCGCCACCUCUAAACGCCCAGAAGUCAACCCCCUUUGUACACGGAACGCUAGGCCUCCGACCGCUAUGGAUGGGCAGCAAGGGCAACAAAGCCACGCGACGUUGGCACUCGCCCAAGCUCACUUCGAGAAGGGCGACUACGCCGAGGCCGAGGCCCUGUAUUCCGCUUUCAUUCGCCAGUGCGCAGGUGCAGGCUCCGUGGGAGCGGCGCCCGGCAGCAAAUGCAGCCCUGAGGAUUUGGCUACUGCCUACAACAACAGGGGGCAAAUCAAAUACUUCAGGGUUGAUUUUUAUGAAGCCAUGGAGGACUACACAUCGGCCAUACAAGUCCAACCCACUUUCGAAGUUCCGUAUUACAACAGAGGGUUGAUACUGUAUAGGCUGGGAUACUUUGAUGAUGCUUUGGAAGAUUUCAAGAAGGUAUUAGACUUAAAUCCUGGAUUUCAAGAUGCUGCUUUGAGCUUAAAACAGACUAUUCUAGACAAAGAAGAAAAACAAAGAAGAAAUCAUUGAAAAAAUUUUUGCAAGUUUUAACUUAAUUAAAAUAUUGACUCAUGACCCUUAUAAUACCUGGCAUCUCAUUCUUUAUAAUGUAAAGUAGGUGUUGAGUAAUUACUAUUUUUUUUUUUUUUGGCGACAAG